AGUCCAUAGAUUACUAGAACCAAAAUGCAAUAGUUCGAGCAACAGCAAUUUGUCAGUUUCAAUAGAAUCUGAAGAAGAGGAAAACUUGCAACUUAAUGAAUUAAUAGAUUUUAAUCAGCAUUCUCAAAGUGAGCUUGAGAUUCAAGAAGAUAUAGCUUUUGAAAGACUUCCAAAUGUCAUGAGUUCUGUUGAAAAUAUAGAUGAAAGUAAAAAUAGAGUUGAAAAUGAAAGUAUAAAUGAGAGUGAAAAUACAGAUGAAAAUAUAAAUGAAAGUAAAAAUAGAGAUGAAAAUGAAAGUAUAGAUGAGAGUGAAAAUACAGACAAAAAUGAAAAUAUAAAUGAAAGUGAAAAUACAGAUGAAAGUGAAAAUGAGAAUGUUAAUAUGGUUUUUGAAAAUGAUCAGCAGAAGGAAAAUUAUGUUUUAUUAGCUUUACGUAAAUGGGCUUUAUCAGGUGGUGUUAUUUCCAUGUCUAAAAUAGAUGAAUUACUUGCGAAGCUUCGACCUGUAUUUAAUAAUCUGCCUAAAAGUUAUAAAACUUUACUGAAAACUGAUGAUAGUAAGAGAGUAUUGGAAGCGUGGAAGAAUUGGAUAAGUCCAUGGAAACUACACUGGACUGUUUUUGUCGUUGUGAAAUUUGUAAACGAAGAUGUUGAUUGCGAUGAGGAAGAUGAUUCUUUAUUUGAAGUUGGUCUUACUAAAUGGCUAAAAGAAUUAGAUAAUGAGAAGAAUGCAAAAAUUUCCUGGCCUCCUAAAUCUGAACAGAGUACUGCAAUUAAAAAACAAACAGAUGCACUUCCUUCAUGGCCGAUAUAUAAUGUUAUUGUUUUAAAAUCUUAUGAUUUACUUUUGGCUGCACGGAAUGCACGGAAUGGAUAUAUUAUAUCUUCAAAUUAUGAAACAGAAUGUGAAUUUGGUCGUGGCAAACGUAAAAAAAUCUCAACAAAAGUGACACAAAAGAAGAAAAAUACUUCAACUUCUGAAGAGUCAGAUUUUGAUGAUGGUGUUACACAGAAAAAAUCUAAACAAAGUGCUCCUUCUCCACCAGUUAUUUCCUUUCGAUCAAACAAAAAUAAAGCUGAGAAAAAUACCAAAGGUAGUAAAACCAAAAACAAAUUAUUACAAAAAAAUUAUAAUAAAUUAGAAGAAAAGAAUGACGCAAUGUUGACGUCUCGUCAAAAUCACGAAGCUAGAAAGGAUUUCCUACCUACAAACAUAAGUCAAGCAAAGAAGGUAACUUCAGCUAUGGAUAACAAAUAA
Temnothorax curvispinosus is the source of this 1258-nucleotide messenger RNA. RefSeq lists its product as uncharacterized. The annotation marks the transcript as partial. Lineage: Eukaryota; Metazoa; Arthropoda; Insecta; Hymenoptera; Formicidae. The transcript has 4 exons. The record is from RefSeq and is a predicted model, not a curated record.